GCCCUGUUGUCGACCGUAAGGGCCGUGGGUUUAUUCCAACUGAUUUUUUUUUGGGAAAAACUUCGCACUCGCGGAAGCCUACUUAACGAGGUGAUAAAAGCAGCCCCAUCUAUUGCUGCCAUUCGCGUGUGCGCGUGAGGGUUGUCCGUUCGGUGGUCAUCUACACGUGGUGCGUUUCAUGGCAGACAUUUUCCGGCGGCUACCGCUCCUGUUACUAGCAACUCUUCUGCUGCUUCUUCUCGUCUUUUUGCGUGCCUUCGUCGUGCCGCGGCCUCCUGGGCGUAGACAGAGACGACAAGUGGACAGGAAGACAGCGAUGGACAGACGGGACAGCUCAGUCGGACAGCAAAGACGUGUGAUGGAUUUCUCCAUUCCUGAUUGGCCCCUGUCCGGCCAUCGACACGCCGCAUAUGACCCCUCCUUGUACAGUCAUCUUCCACCGCACGAGCAGCCGUUGCCGCCGGAUCCGGAGGACGCCUGGGUUAAGGAUCUGUCGCACACACUUCCUCUGGGGAGUGGAUCUACGCAGGAGUGGACGAGCAGGCAGCGCCAGCAGAGCGAAGCAGGGACCACGUGCGAGUCGUUCACCGCAUUGCUGGAGGAGGGUGUCGACAACGCCGCCACGGAGCUUGUGGACUUGGAUUUCGGAUUGUGCAGCGGGAGUGGUGCAAGUGGUCCGAUCCACGGCGGGGGGGUGGUGGGAGCGCUGACGUUCGGAGGAGGAUCGUCCCGUGUCGGUGGGCCGACGAAUGGGUGUCGUCCACCGGUCUCGAGUUCCAUGGGCGCCGGGCCAGUUGGCGAGUCGUCAAGGGCAGUGACACCCACCCGCCCCUCGGUGUCUUCACGUGCAAUGCGGCAGAGGGCGACCGCAAGUGCUGCAAUCAAUGAUGGGACUCCACCGGAAGACAUCGAGAGGCAGGCGUGGGAGAACUGCAGCCUACAGAUGCGGCGUGCUGCCACGGAGAACAUAACCACCGGUGUGUCCAGGCUGCGUGUGGGGAGCGACGUGGAUGCGGACGACAACCGUCGGGCGAGUGGGGACGAGUCUCCGGAUUCCCAUUACGAAGACGACGCGGAAGACGGUGAGGGGCUGGAGAUCCGACCCGUGGCUGCGCGUGGUGGGCGGAGGGGAGGACGCAGACGUCAGCAGAGGGGCGAGUCGUGUGGUGGCCGAGGAUCGAAGGCUCCUGUGGGCGACAAGGGUGGCAAGCACCCAGCUUGGAGUGUGGAGGAGAUGCUGAAGCUCGCUCGAGCGAAGCGGGAUCAGCAAGCUCAUUUCGAGGGAAUGCCGCACAACUACAGCCGCAUGUGCAACAGGGAGUGGAAGCUGCUGGACCUACAAAAGCGGCUGGCGGAGGUCGGAGUGAACAGGGCAACGGACGACAUCGGAAAGAAGUGGGAUAACGUCUUCCAGCAGUACAAGAAGGUGCAGCGUUACCAGAACAUGUCCGGUGGGAAGAACUUCUUCACACUAACUCCUGCAACGAGAGCGGACGAGGGCUUCAACUUCCGAAUGGAUGAGCGAGUCUUCAAUGAGAUCGACAACAUGUCGAAAAAUAACAAGACCAUCUACCCGGACAACGUGGCAGACACGAGCGCCCGCGGAGGAGUGCCGCCAGCAAUGGAUGGUCACCGUCAGGCGGCCGUUGGUGGAGAGUCCUCUGCUGGUGGAGAGGGGGGUGAUGGUGUCGACGAAGAUGUGGGUUCAGCGCGGGAGUCGGGGUUCAGUGCAGGGAGCACGGGCAAUCCAGCGAAGAGGAAGAACAUGCGGCAGCAGACCUUUGACGCCAUCGCCGAAGUCAUGGACAAACACGGUGCAUUGAUGGCAGACACGGUAGAGGGUGCGAGCAAAUGGCAGUGUAGCAUCCUGGAGCGGCAGUGGCCGUCCAUUCUGUGGACCGCACUAUCCCUUGGUAUUUGGGGUGGUCUGCCCGCAUGCGGAAUGGGUUAUCGUCUCUGUCGUCGCGUGGAGGGGUGUGAUGGAGGCCGUCUGGGCGGGAUCCGUGCGCCGAGGGAGGGGAAAUGUCACUGCGAGCACUAUAAAGGUCCGCGCGAGCGCUAUCUUGUCCAUGUCUUUUGGUUCUCGACUCCACACAAGGCCACGCGUGGGGUUUCAGUUGUGCUGCGAGGGAAGCUCAACAUCGCCCGCGCAAGACGAUCCCUGGCAACUUCCUCUCAAGCACUGUGGCAGUCUGUUUUCGUUCACGGGGCGUGCGCAUCCGACCGUCAGCGAAUGGCGCCACGUGUCCAGCAGAAGGUGAAACGUCCACACGGUGGUUCCGGCGAAGCAGGUGCAGGGCAAACAGGAAGGGGCCACGUCCCAAAGUCGAAGAACCACGCGGGAGACGGGUCGGAAGGCGAGAUGGGGGGUGACGGGGGAGAGGAGGUGACGCCUAUGGACAUCACUUUUGCAGGGACGCCUGCGCUCGGGUUCGGGCGAGACGGUGUGAGCAGGCAGCGUAUGCUUGCGCUCACCAACCUUGGCGUCCUCACGUCCACGCGCGGUGGCGGUGGCGGGACAACUCGUGCGCAAGGAGUUCUGUCCGGUGACAUUUCGCCGCAGAGGGCCGUGGGUUCUGCAUCUACCAUCGCAUCUGUGUCCGAGCGCGGCGAUAAAGCUCCGGUCGACGGCAAAGCGUUCUGGGCAACCGGCCCCGGACGGAUGAUCGUGGACGCGGUGUAUUCCUGCGCGGACUACUUCUGCGCGAUCGUCAAUGGGGAUGCAGGCGCCAGCGCUCCGCAAGGCCUCAUGAUGCCGCCCCCCGAAGUCCCGCUCAUGCGGAUCGAAGAUGGCGCGCAACGAGAGCCAACUCUCAGAGGGGCAAGACGAACGGAGAACGUGGCGAUGCGCGUCAUCCACGACUGGAUAUUCAUGUCGCCUUCAAGGUCCGAUGGUUUCGCCCACGCGGAGUCCUACGUCGCUACAGAUUACCCCAUCGACCUGGCGAGAGCGGUUUCGCAGAGCUUGGAGUGGUCGAGGAUAGUACCGCCCGCCGUAGUUUACCACACGGUCGCUUUGAAGAUGGACAUCCCAGUGUGGUUCGCCGGGGCGUAUAUCGAGAACAGGCCAGAGGACGAUGACAUUGCCACGCACCAGGAGGCGACUGUGAUGCAUCUUGCAUCAUGCUUCCACGACGCACUCCGGGCCGGGCAGUGGUGGGACGGCGGUAGAUUCUCACACCUGAGACUGAGCAGAAUCGGGGAUGCUUUCCGCCUGCUUCUCGCCGCGUGCAUGUGGGUCAUGCGCAUGGGAGGCGACGAUGCGCGCUCCUACGAGGAGGCAUCUUACUACGUGCAGCUAGUGGCGAAGCCUACUCUCGUGGCGGUGUGUUCAUCGUCCUUCAACUGGCACCGCCAUGUGAUGCACUCGACGAAUGUGGUCUUGAGUCGCCUGCAGAAGCCACCGUUGACGCUGGGCGCUUUCCCUGACUACAUCCCGGAGUGGGCUUCGUGCGGAGUGCGGUACAACUGCAACGCUGGUCUGGCGGACCCCGACGUCGAGGCGAGAGUGGACUGGAUGGGGACGGGACCUUUCGAAGGCGAUCGGAAGGAGGACGGUACAGAAGAUGAAACGGGAGCGUAAGUGUCCUCGAUAUGGUCGUCUUGCGUGACAAGGAAGAAGGUAUCGCCCGUGGAGUGAAGCGGUCCGUCAUUAAGGUUUCGACAUGG
Chara braunii is the source of this 3669-nucleotide messenger RNA. NCBI's taxonomy places the organism in Eukaryota, Viridiplantae, Streptophyta, Charophyceae, Charales, Characeae. The record is from the annotation of a GenBank genome assembly.